Molecule: messenger RNA, 1386 nt
Organism: Lentinula edodes (shiitake mushroom)
Lineage: Eukaryota; Fungi; Basidiomycota; Agaricomycetes; Agaricales; Omphalotaceae
Product: peptidase family M48-domain-containing protein
Exons: 7
Coding region: 1-1386 (461 amino acids)
Biological process (GO): CAAX-box protein processing
Cellular component (GO): endoplasmic reticulum membrane
Molecular function (GO): metalloendopeptidase activity
Source: RefSeq, a predicted model, not a curated record
AUGGAUUUUCUUCAUUCUGGGCUUGCUGAUGUUCAGCGUCACCUGGCUUUUGUUUCUGUAGAUCCUAUUAAUUGGAAAUUCUAUGUUCAAGUAUUUUCAUGGAGCGUGACGAUUUUCGAAUCGUAUUUGUUGCUGCGCCAGUAUCCUCUGUACUCUAAAACAUCCCCACCUGAGGCGCUUGCACCUCAUAUCAGCAAAGAGGACUUUGCAAAAUCCCAGAUAUAUGGCAAAGACAAAGCUCAGUUUGCGCUUUUUUCGAAGUUAUUCAGCCAAUGUGUCGACUCUGCAAUGCUGCAGUACGGAUUUUAUGCUUGGUGCUGGGGAGCUGCUGGGACCAUCUUGGGAAAGCUCGGUUACGGAACGGACUAUGAAAUUCUGCAGUCAAUCAUAUUCUCAUUCACGAUGUAUCUGCUUUCAUCUUUACCGACCCUUCCGUUGUCCGUGUAUUCAACCUUCGUGCUUGAAGAAAAACACGGGUUUAACAAAACGACACCGGCUCUUUUUGUCGGUGACCUAGUGAAAAGCUGGCUCAUCGCUUUCGCGCUGGGAGCACCUUUCUUGGCUGCCUUCUUAUACAUAUUCCAAUGGGCUGGCGACCGUUUUGUCCCCUGGUUAAUGGGUUUCAUGAUCUCCUUCCAGCUUCUCAUGGUCAUACUAUAUCCUACCGUCAUCCAACCCCUCUUCAACAAACUUACACCCUUGUCGGAUGGAGAGCUUCGCAGUCGUGUCGAAUCUCUGGCGGGAAAAUUACACUUCCCUCUCAAACAUUUGUAUGAGAUUGACGGUUCCAAACGCAGCUCGCACAGUAACGCCUACUUCUUCGGAUUACCUUGGAGUAAACACAUCGUCAUUUUCGAUACGCUUAUGCAACAAAGCAAGCCCGAGGAAGUUGAAGCUGUUCUGGCUCACGAACUUGGUCACUGGUACUAUUUGCAUCCGACAAAGAUGAUGGCCAUCUCCCAAUUCCAUAUUUUCACGAUCCUUGCUCUCUUUCCCGCUUUUCUUCAUGCACCUCCCUUACUUCGGUCAUUCGAUUUCCCUAAGCAUGUCGCCGCGAAACCACCUACUAUCGUUGCCUUUUUGUUAUUCCAGAUGAUACUCACUCCCCUGGAAGCUUUCAUUAGCAUUGGGAUGAACGCCGUCAGUCGACACUUUGAAUGGGAAGCGGACCGUUUCGCUUGCGAGCUUCAGGAUCAAUUGAAGGAAGAAAGCAUGAAGGAUAUGGGCGACCGACUUGGUCGGGCAUUAAUCACGCUUCAUGUGAAAAACUUGUCAACGGUCUGGGUGGACUGGUUAUAUUCAGCCUAUCACCAUUCUCAUCCUACACUGACUGAACGGCUGAAGGGUUUGGAGUCGUUCCAAGCUAAACGGGCUAAGAAAGAGUAA